Messenger RNA from Anopheles arabiensis, 3892 nucleotides. Its product is annotated as POU domain, class 6, transcription factor 2-like. The record is from RefSeq and is a predicted model, not a curated record. NCBI's taxonomy places the organism in Eukaryota, Metazoa, Arthropoda, Insecta, Diptera, Culicidae. The coding region runs from base 1253 to 3868 and encodes 871 amino acids. Gene Ontology annotation, molecular function: DNA-binding transcription factor activity, RNA polymerase II-specific; RNA polymerase II cis-regulatory region sequence-specific DNA binding. Gene Ontology annotation, biological process: regulation of transcription by RNA polymerase II. The transcript is spliced from 11 exons.
GUGUUCGGUUCGCAGCUGAGCGGAGGGCACCACGCGAGACACACUCACAGCAUAAUAACACUCCUUAACGCGACCGUUAGUUUAGUCGCAGUCUUUAGUCUCUAGCUGACGCACACACUGUCUGAACCGGGGCUGGCCGCCGUCGCCGUCGUGCUUGCGUAUCACUUGCGCGCGUGUCUACAGCAGCAGCAGCUUUUGGUGCGCUCGAUCCACGGUGCUCGUGGCGGGGGUUUUUGUGUUUGGGCGAGGGUUUAGUUUUUGGUGGGACGAAAGUGGACGAAAGAAAGGGUUAAAAAUUGCAGCGCAAAAAUGUCCUUCCGAGUACGGAAAUGAAAACACUUUAGAGUGCGGGAUUUGUACACGAUCGAGUAGGCUUUGCGCGAGGCCCACCGUCUCAAGCACGGCCAAGCCAGCUGAUACGUUGCCAAAGGGGUGUGUGUGUGAGUGUUGAUUGUUUCACUGUUGUUUGUGCGUUCUGUAAACUGCUUGUGUGUCUGCCGAUACUGACAGUGAAAGUGCAGCGUGUAAAUCGAACCCCGUGCAGGGUGAAGGGAACAAUUUGUGCGGUCUCACAGAAACACAAUCCAGCACCGUUAAUUACUACGCCCGUCUGAAGGUGUCCUAACCGGUAACGAUUAAUGUGUGGCAUAAAACGUACACAAGUGGUGGAAAAGGCAGUGCCAAAGCGAUGCAAAACCAGUGAAGUGUCGGUGUCGAAGUGAGUCCGUUUCCUGUUGCGAAGGGAGCUUCGUGUGCAGCACUAAUGUACUGAAGAAUUCCGUAACCAUCUCCAAAACAAACCAUUUCUUCAAUUUUGAUUGCACGCACCAUAAAGCUCGCCCACGGAAGGAACAAGCGAGCGUGUCGGUCGGGUCCGUCCGUCCUGUCUGUCUCAGCGCUAAUGUGAUUGUCGUAAACGACUCCAACACGUCCGACUUGGUGUUGUUCUACUCAUUAACGCUUCCGCCACGGAAUAAUAGCAUCAGUGCGCGCGCGAGAGCUGGCGGGAUUUUUAUGUAUUUUUGCACGCAUCAUCGCACACCGGCCUGUCAUCGGCAGAGACGCACGCCAGCUCGCCGUUUGAGUGUUGAGUGAUACCGGAAAAGCGCCGUGACACCGGGAAGAAGGGAUCGUAUUGCAACGGGACACCGCCUCCAUCCAUCCCGGCAGUGUUGUUGUUGUGCAGCAGCUUCCCGCUUGGCAGUGAUGUACCCACUUUCGGCGAUGCUUUGCUGAGACGAAACGAUGGAAUAUGGAGGACGGUGGAGCGGACCCCGAGAACAACAAUAGUAGCCACUGUGGAAUGUUAGGUAUCAGCAUGCCAUGCGAAGGAGCCGGCCAUGACUUUAGCACCGUCCGGAAGGAACUGGAGUACGCGAACGCGAUCGCAGCAGCGCACUACGGCGCCGCCUCGGACAAGGGCGAUCGCAUCCUUAGCUAUAAACUAGAGAAUAGAAGACGAAGUGAGCACUGUAGCCGGUCGAACAGUCCAUUUCUCAACCCAACGCCGGCCGAUCUAGAGGGCCGGUGUAGCAACAGCAGCAAACCGACGGGAAUCCUGCGUACCGUCGCCCAGGACAAGAUGUCACCACUCUCGAUGCCCACCGGCCCGAGCGCCACAUCGACGACGGCCGCCGCAGCCGCCGCAGCCGUGGCCGCCGCCCAAGUACACCUGAACGGAACUAUGCAAGACAUGAUCAAUCUGCAGAAGCUGCAAAGCCUAGCCCAGCUAACGGGGGCAAGCGUUCUGGGGCCGAGUUUGGGGCUGCCGACGUCCCCGCUGCUGGGCAACUCUCCCCUCAACCUAAGCCUCUCGGGUCAGAACCACAGCCCGCAGGUGUUGGGGCUCGGGCCGGCUGCCCCAAUUGCAGCGGCCGCACCCCAGAUGCCUCAGCUGCUGCUCGCGUCCGGUCAGAUAAUGCAGGGCAUUCAAGGUGCCCAGCUACUCAUACCGACGUCUCAAGGCAUUGCAACUCAAACCAUCCUGACGAUCCCGGUCGGACAGCAGGUGAUAUCCAACAUGAGCAGUGAGGCGCUACUACAAUCGCUGAACUUUAACAACUCGCUGAGCGAAACGCUUAGCUCGCAGGCGGCCCAGGCGGCCGCGGCUGCUGCUGCCGCCAGUGGUGGUCUGUUCGCUCCACCCAGGGAUGCCCAGGGAACCGGGUCCGGUGGUGGGUUGCUUUCGACGCAGCUGCUCGGUUCGGCUGCUGGAGCGCACUCGCAACAACAUUCCCCGAAAGGUUUGCACUACGCCAACCAUCACCACCAUCACCACCAUCACCAUGGAGAUGUGAAGUUUAAGCCAAACGCUUCCUCCACCUCCUCCUCGUCCUGCUCCUCUUCGUCGGUCGUCGUAUCGGGGGCGAGCUGUAUGCCCUCGGUUCAUGAUACCCACCGGCAGCAACACCUUCCGCCCGGCCACUCGCUGUCGUCCGCGUCUGCCUCCUCCAACACGCUCGACCAUCGUUCGGCGGUCGCUGGUCGCAUGACACCGGACAUGCAUCGGGUGAAACUGCAGGCGGGCGACUCGCCGAAGCGAAUCUCGCUCGUCGCAUCCUCUCCACCCGUGUCAACCCAUAGCCGACCGGCCAGCUACGCCUCCUGCUCGUCCUCACCGUACGACAAAUCGAUGACGCUGAAGCGUGCCCUUUCGCCGCCGGCCACCCUGAACUGUACCACGCCGAGCAGCAGCAGUAGCGGCAGCGGCCACUCCAGCAACGGCCAUCUGCAGGUGAACGUCCACAGUGCCAUCAGUGCGGCGAGUCCAUGCUCUCCAUCGGACGCCAGUGCAAUCAACAGACUUGGUCUACCGACUGGUGGAGUGGAUCUGCUCCCAUCGAAGUCGAAACUAUCGCCCGGUGGUUCGUCCAGCUCUGGCCUACCGCUCACCAAGGAUCAACCUUCAAGUCAUCCCCAUGCGUCAGUCUCGCCAUUGCACCACCAUUCCUCCUCGGGACCGUCGGCACCGGGAUCGACUGGUCGGCCAGGGUCCUGCGAUCUGGAGCUGAUAGAGCAGCAUCAGCACCAACAGCAGCAGCAUCACCGGGCUCCGUCGGCGGACGACCUGGAGCUAGAGAAACCGUCCACCGUCGGCAGUAGCAGCGGUACGGUGCAUCAGCUACAGAAGCGAUCCCAUCACAGUGCAGCCAGCACGCCGCCACCGAAACUGAGCCCGGCCGGAUCGACCGGUCGGCUAUCGCACAGCGACGACGACGAUGACGACGCAUCGAACCACGAGUUUCUGGAAGAGCAUCCAAAUGAGUUAACAAUCAAUCAAACUAAUUGCAACGUGGUGGACGGUAUCGAUCUGGACGACAUCAAGGAGUUCGCCAAGGCGUUCAAACUGCGGCGACUGUCGCUCGGGCUCACGCAAACCCAGGUCGGCCAGGCGCUGUCCGUCACCGAGGGACCUGCCUACAGCCAGAGUGCCAUCUGCAGUGCUCUCGCCGCCCAGAUGUAUUGUGCAGCGCAACUUUCAUCGCAGCAGCAGCAAAUGUUUGAAAAGUUAGACAUUACUCCCAAAAGCGCACAAAAAAUCAAACCCGUGCUCGAGCGCUGGAUGAAGGAGGCGGAAGAAAGUCAUUCAUCUAGGUACAAAUCGGGCCAAAACCACGUGCCAGACUUUAUCGGUGUGGAACCGUCCAAGAAGCGGAAACGAAGGACGUCCUUUACGCCGCAAGCGCUCGAGCUGCUGAACGGACACUUCGAGCGCAACACGCAUCCUUCCGGAACGGAAAUUACCGGCCUAGCCCAUCAGCUCGGGUACGAGCGGGAAGUUAUACGCAUCUGGUUCUGCAACAAACGCCAAGCGCUCAAGAACACCGUGCGGAUGAUGUCGAAGAGCUUCAAGAUGGAGAAUACUUAAACAAAAAACUACACACACACACAC